Molecule: messenger RNA, 1410 nt
Organism: Mucor velutinosus
Lineage: Eukaryota; Fungi; Mucoromycota; Mucoromycetes; Mucorales; Mucoraceae
Product: mitogen-activated protein kinase kinase kinase
Exons: 3
Coding region: 1-1410 (469 amino acids)
Biological process (GO): asparaginyl-tRNA aminoacylation
Cellular component (GO): mitochondrion
Molecular function (GO): ATP binding; asparagine-tRNA ligase activity; nucleic acid binding
Source: RefSeq, a predicted model, not a curated record
AUGAAUCGUUUCAACAUACCACAACUUAUACAGAAAGUCAAUUACUCAACAACGAAACCAAUCUUACUUAACAAAACCAUCAAGACAUUGCUCAGUGAGGAUAGCGCCAAUGUAGCUGUCCGAGGCUGGAUUCGUUCUGUGCGCAAACAAAAGCAAGUUAGCUUUGCUACUAUCAAUGAUGGCUCCAACUUGAAAGGCAUUCAAGCAAUUCUUAGCGGCGAAGAUGCAGAAAAAUUGUCAACUGGUGCCUGUGUCGAAUUGCAUGGUUCAUUAAUACCUAGUCCCGGCAAGGAACAAAGCAAAGAACUAAAAGUAGAUAGCAUUAAAGUGCUGGGCGAAUGCGAUUCGACGUAUCCAUUGCAAAAGAAGCGUCAUUCUACAGAGUUUCUAAGAAGCAUUGGACAUUUGAGAAUGCGUGGCAAUACAGGAAGUGCAGUUCUCAGAGUUAGAAAUGCUGCCAGCGAGGGGCUCCGAGAUUUCUUUAGAGAUCAAGAAUUCAUAUUGACAAACACACCCAUUUUGACAUCGCAUGAUUGUGAAGGGGGCGGAGAAGUUUUCAAGGUCUCUCCCAUCGAUACAACAGAUCCAGUGGAAUUCUUCAAAAAGCCAGUGUAUCUAACAGUAUCUGGACAAUUACAUGCAGAGAUCACAGCUUCAGCCAUGUCUCGUGUCUACACAUUUGGACCCGUGUUUAGAGCAGAGGAAUCAUUGACAUCCCGUCAUUUGUCUGAAUUUUGGAUGUUGGAAGCGGAAAUGGCCUUUAUCGAUGAAUUAGCACCCUUACUUGAUGUGACAGAGGGCAGUGUACAACAAACCACGCGUCAUGUACUGGAUACCUGUAGCGAGGAUCUCGAGUUUUUCAAUCAAUGGGUCGACAAGUCAUUAUUAGAGCGAUUACACAAAAGUGUUGACAAACCAUUUGCAAGAAUGACAUACACAGAGGCCAUCGACGUGUUGCAAAAGGUGCAAGAUAAGGAGAAGAACAAGUUCAAGUUUCCUACGACGUGGGGAUCCAGUCUUCAAUCAGAGCAUGAGCGUUAUUUAGCAUCAGAAUACUGUGGCCAACCUGUCUUUGUUACUGACUAUCCCUCAGAACUGAAGCCUUUCUACAUGAGAGCCAAUUCAGACGGAAAGACGGUGGGAUGCUUUGAUUUGUUACUGCCUGGCAUUGGAGAACUUGUUGGGGGUUCUAUGCGUGAAGAACGAUAUCAGAUCUUGGAACAAAAGAUGAAGGAUGCUAAAAUGAACAUGGAGGAUUAUCAAUGGUACCUUGAUUUACGUAAAUACGGCAGCGCUCCUCAUGGUGGUUACGGUAUUGGCUUCGAGCGUUUGUUACUGUGGCUCACUGGUUUAGAAAAUGUUCGUGAAGUCAUCCCAAUGCCUAGAUGGGUUGGCAACUGCAAAUAUUAG